Molecule: messenger RNA, 1984 nt
Organism: Marmota flaviventris (yellow-bellied marmot)
Lineage: Eukaryota; Metazoa; Chordata; Mammalia; Rodentia; Sciuridae
Gene: Usp30
Product: ubiquitin specific peptidase 30
Biological process (GO): protein deubiquitination
Cellular component (GO): nucleus; cytosol
Molecular function (GO): cysteine-type deubiquitinase activity
Source: RefSeq, a predicted model, not a curated record
GGCAGCGGCUGGCCUCCGGCGCGUCCGCAAUGUUGAGCUCCCGGGCCGAGGCUGCGCUGACGGCGGCUGACAGGGCAAUCCAGCGCUUCCUGCGGACCGGGGCGGCCGUCAGAUACAAAGUUAUGAAGAACUGGGGAGUUAUAGGCGGAAUUGCUGCUGCUCUUGCAGCAGGAAUAUAUGUCAUUUGGGGUCCCAUUACAGAAAGAAAGAAACGUAGAAAAGGGCUGGUGCCUGGCCUCGUCAACUUAGGGAACACCUGCUUCAUGAACUCCCUGCUGCAGGGCCUGUCCGCCUGCCCGGCCUUCAUCAGGUGGCUGGAGGAGUUUACCACCCAGUACACCAGGGACCAGAAGGAGCCUCCCCGGCACCAGUACUUGUCCUUGACCCUGCUGCACCUCCUGAAAGCUUUGUCCUGCCAAGAAGUUACUGAGGAAGAGGUCCUAGAUGCGAGCUGCUUGCUGGAUGUCUUAAGAAUGUAUAGGUGGCAGAUCUCUUCCUUUGAAGAACAGGAUGCUCACGAAUUAUUCCACGUCAUUACCUCAUCACUGGAAGACGAGCGGGACCGCCAGCCAAGGGUCACGCAUUUGUUUGAUGUGCAUUCUCUGGAGCAGCAGUCAGAAAUAACUCCCAAACAGAUCACCUGCCGCACAAGAGGGUCUCCUCACCCCACGUCCAGUCACUGGAAGGCGCAGCACCCUUUUCAUGGGAGACUCACGAGCAACAUGGUCUGCAAACACUGUGAACACCAGAGUCCUGUUCGAUUUGAUACCUUUGAUAGCCUUUCACUAAGUAUUCCAGCUGCCACUUGGGGUCAUCCCCUGACCCUGGACCACUGCCUUCACCACUUCAUCUCCUCGGAAUCCGUGCGCGAUGUUGUGUGUGACAACUGUACAAAGAUUGAGGCAAAAGGAACCUUGAAUGGGGAAAAGGUGGAGCACCAGAGGACCACUUUUGUUAAACAGUUAAAACUAGGGAAGCUCCCGCAGUGUCUCUGCAUCCACCUGCAGCGGCUGAGCUGGUCCAGUCACGGCACGCCUCUGAAGCGGCACGAGCACGUGCAGUUUAAUGAGUUCCUGAUGAUGGACAUCUACAAGUACCGGCUCCUGGGCCACAGGCCCAGUCAGCACCACCCUAAACUGAAGGAGAGCCCGGGGCCUGCGCUGGAACUGCAGGACGGGCCGGCUGCCCCCAAACCAGUUCUGAAUCAGCCAGGGGCCCCCAAAACACAGAUUUUUAUGAAUGGCGCCUGUUCCCCGUCUUUGUUGCCAACCCUGCCACCCCCAUUGCCCUUUCCUCUCCCAGUUGUUCCUGACUACAGCUCCUCCACGUACCUCUUCCGGCUGAUGGCAGUGGUCGUCCACCAUGGAGACAUGCACUCUGGACACUUUGUCACUUACCGACGGUCCCCACCUUCGGCCAAGAACCCUCUGUCAACCAGUAACCAGUGGCUGUGGAUCUCCGACGACACUGUCCGCAAGGCCAGCCUGCAGGAGGUGCUGUCCUCCAGCGCGUACCUGCUGUUCUACGAGCGGGUCCUCUCCAGGGUGCAGCACCAGGGCCAGGAGUACAAGUCUGAAGAGUGACUGCCCUGGUCCAAGCUGAUGGCCUCGUUCGCGCCAUCCAGGAUAGAAGCCAGCUGUGCUGUGUGUGUCGCGCAAGCAGCUUGCGGCGUGUUCCGAAAGAGGGCUCCGUGGAGGAGCCCCCCACCCCCGGCCCUGCUAGCAGCUCUGGAAGGGCCGGCGAGCCGGAGAGCGUCCCUGUGUCUAGAGUGUCUUUUUACUCAUCUGAUUCAAGUAAUUAAAAGCUACCAGAUUCCAGAAACCACCUUUUCUAUAUUGUAACAUGUUAGAUGUUCUCAGAGGGCAGUCACCUUUGCCUAAUCCUCUGACAUUUCCACAUAGAUUUUUUAUUUUUAAUAAGCAGGCCCCUAAAAAUUGUUGACAUAAUUAGUGAAAUUAUUAAAGGCAACAAUUUAGAAGAAAAA